Symsagittifera roscoffensis is the source of this 2632-nucleotide messenger RNA. Its product is annotated as nicastrin-like. Gene Ontology annotation, biological process: Notch receptor processing; protein processing. Gene Ontology annotation, cellular component: plasma membrane. Bases 71 to 2506 code for a protein of 811 amino acids. The record is from RefSeq and is a predicted model, not a curated record. The transcript is spliced from 13 exons. NCBI's taxonomy places the organism in Eukaryota, Metazoa, Xenacoelomorpha, Acoela, Convolutidae.
AAUUGUUGUGAUAAACUUAUUAAAUAGACCAUUGUUCAUGGCUCCUGGGACCUAGUUUUAAUUGAUCGGCAUGAUGAAAAAAUUGAAGUCAGUGAGUUUGCUCCUUUUGCGCUUCUGCGUGUUAGUCUAUGGUAACCUGAGAGACGAGAACAAGAUUCGAGAUCUCAUCUACAAAUCUUUGGAAAGUGUCGACAAUGUAUGCGUUCGCAGGUCAAACUACACUCAUGCGGUGGGCUGUCAGAGCAAAUUGGGAGGUCAAUCUGGAGUGUUGUUCCGAGUGGACAAAUUGGAGGAUGUUGAGUUGCUGACGAGUAGUAGUAGAUUCGCCAUGUCUUAUGUGCCCAUUCUCACUUCACUCAAUUUACUCAACAGGGAAGUGAUGAUGAAGCUGAGAGAAAGUGGGAAAGUGGAGGGAGUGCUAGUGACACAAAGUACUAACGCCACCGCCACCUCGCCAGAAAUCUCUUCAGACGAAAAUGAGGUUUUUCCUCUUUCCCAGUUCUCGACAGCCAACCAAUGUCCCAACAGCUGGCUUAAUUCAGGUGAGGACAGCCAUUGUCCUUCUGAAGUUAUUUGGAAUCCGGUGGGCAGUGGUCUCUACUAUGAAUCAUUUGAGUUCCCAGUUGUGUUUCUGCCCUCUGAAUCAGACGUACAGUCUCUCUUUUCUUGCUACAAUGAGUUCAACGAGCCGAGGAGCAAAUUGGAAGACAGUUAUCCGCUGUGCUCUGUUAAAAUCGAUACCUUCCAGUACUCUUCUGGUAACUCGGAUGUGUGUAUGCGACGGAGUCAGAGGGCGAGAAUCGUUGGAUCCCUCACUGCAGACUUGACAUCAACAGACCAGUGUAGUCCAUUGGGGGGAUUGAACACGUUUGGACAGUUGACUUCCAGAACCCACACGACACCUUAUGAAGAUGAUUCUGUCAUUGUCAUCGCAGCCAGGGUGGAUGCGAACUCCUACUUCUACAGUCUGGAUCCCCUGGGAACCCAGGCUUAUGCUUCUGGAAUUCUAGCAAUAUUGGGAGUAAUGGACCUUCUGAAGCCACAGGCCGCAAAGUUAGAACAGGCAAACGUCAGCGUUGUCUUCAUCGCUUUCGAUGCGGAGUUCUUUGACAACUCUGGAUCCAUCCGUGCAGUGUACGACAUGAGCAAGGGAGUCUUUCCCCAGGACCCCAGUUCAUACUCGGACUACAUGGCCGAGUUGCAUACCAAACAUAUCCGCAUGUACUUGGAACUGUCCCAACUGGCAAACGCCACUGACUCACAGUACUAUGCAUAUUCCACACUCAACGCAUCACAGGAUGAGAAGUUCACCGAGCUUUUGGACUCAGUGUCUGCAGUUGUGUUGGGCAAGCAGGUGGAGAGAGUGGUGUUGAACAGUUCUUCUCACUCUCACUUUCCUCCCUCCUCUCUCCUCUCCUUCCUGCGGGAGAAGGACACAAAUGCAGACCAGUUUCCGGCAAUAGUCAUCACAGACCACAAGGGAUCAUUCCACAACAGUUUCUACGGAGACAGCUUCGAUGUGCCUAUGGCUUUUGGACUGAACAGUUCUGUGGAAUCGGGUGCAGGCAAGACACAAUUCACCGAUCGCAUCUCGAAAGUGUCCGAAUUUAUUGCGACAAUUGUUGUCAGAUACUCUACUAAAGAGCUUAACGAUGAAGUCGGAAAGAAAGAAGAGGGAACGAGUGACGUAGUGUCAAUGAUGGAGGAGUAUGCGUACUGUUUGCUGGUGAAUGUGAACUGCUCCAUCAUCAAUUCAUUCAUAGACCUGGACAUCUAUCAAGAAGGUGCCAGCAGUCGUUACGUGUCCAUUGCUGACUUGGCCGACACCAGCUCAGUGCUGACGAUAUUCAGAUAUCUAUUCUACUAUGCGCUGAGAGAGGAGGUCGAUCUCAAAGAAGAUAAACUGGCCACUAGCUCGUGUCAGCCUGCUUCAGAUACGGAUGGGACUUUCGUCUACUUCAAGAUAGCGAACAAAUCUGCAGCGAAUGAAAACUCAACUGGAGACGAUUCAAAUUAUCUCUGCUUUCGAUCUCCUGUCUCAGUCAGCAACGCCGAGUCGCCCGCAUUUCUGUCCGAGUCCCUUCUUCGUUCGGGAAAAUACCCUGCAUGGACUGAGUCGUUCUGGAGCUCAACGUUCUCGGUCAAACUGUUCACUACUGGAGACAACAGCAUAGACAUUAUGGCGUUCACUGUUGGAAUUAUGCUCACUGUUGCGUCAUACGCUGCAGUAUUUUUUGCUCAGUAUAAAUCAGACACGCUGUUUGUCUUUGCACCAGAACCUCUGGACCAAACAGGCUGUGAUGAAGAUGCAAGACGUAGAGCAGCCGUGGGACCAUCAGGACAUACAUUGGGCAUGAGAGAAAGUCCAGCUACUAAUCCUGCCUACACCAACUCAAACAGCACUCCUAGUGUAUCAAGAGAUGAACUGAAUCAUCUUGACGUUAAUGUGAACUCGCCCAAACCUCUUGCUGUAAAUGAUCAAAACCCAAUUUCUGUACCUGUGUAAGUUUUGAUUCAAUUUCAUAGCGCUUCUAUGUUGAUAGCUUUUAGCCAGCUCCUUUUACGUACAAAUCAGUAUUUACUAUCAAUAAAUGUUUGUUAUAAAAAAAACUAAUUAAUUUUUGCAUCCUGG